CACAGCUGACAUUGGUGUCUCGUAGAAAUUUCCACGUUAAACAGACGAUCUGCCUAUCACAGCUAUACCACGAUACGAUCAACAUCACCAUGCCAAGUCAAGGACCUCAUCAGGGCAAUUUUGUGUACAACAAUGAUCACAGAGCUCCAUGGCAACAAGGGAUGCCUAUGAUGGAUGAUCGUUUCCCAGGGCAACAGAUGCAAAUGGUACCCCCGCAAUAUCAACAAAACGCACAUAUUCCAGGGUACAGAGCAUCUAACUGGGGACCAAAUAAUUUCCAUCAUCCACCGCCAUUUAACAAUUACCAGUCCCGAUUCUGGAACAGGAAUCACAAUCACAACAAUGCUAGCUCAUCACGCUCGUCUAGUAGUUCCCCAAGGAGCUCCUCGUCGUCCCGCCGGGCAGACGAGUCUGACAUGUGCUUCAUCUGUAAGGACCUCUUGCAGAACUGCGACCAACUAGGCGUUCACUUGUGUGACGGUGGCGUUAGUGUGAAGACCAACAAAACGGAGCAAGCUUGUGAGAUAAACGCUCGACUAGAGAAAGUCCUGGAAGAAAUCAAAGCCAGUCUGAAGGACAAGCACAACAGUCUAACUGAAGCUAUUGAGGAACAUGUAACCACGAGAAUAGGAGAGAUUGAGACAAUCCACCAGCACGCCAUUGAUAAGAAAGCUACGUUAAUCAGCCUGAAACAGCAGUUGGAGACAAGGACUGCUGAACUGGAGAAAUUAGAGAAGGAAGUUAGGGAAAAGGAGAAAAAACUGGAACAGGAAAAGGACAAGUUCGACAAGGACAUGCACAAAGAAAAAGAAGAGAUUUGUCGACAGUGGCAACAACUGAGGGAUGAACUUGCCCGUAUGGAAGAAAUGCAUGAUGUUCAAAAGGGAAGGAUCAGACUAGAUAUUGGCGGGAACAUCUUUACAACAUCUCGCCUGACCUUGACCCAAGACCCGGAGUCAAUGUUGGCAGCUAUGUUCAGUGGACGUCAUAAUAUCUGCACAGAGACAGACGGCACAGUGUUCAUCGAUCGAGAUGGAACUCACUUUCGGUAUAUCCUCAACUACCUGCGGGAUGGACGUCUCAACACAGAUGGUCUCCCUAGAAACCGGCAAGUUUUGCGGGAACUGAGAAAUGAAGCGACAUAUUACCAGCUACAUAGCAUGCUACAGGAAAUAGAGAAACUGUUCUGAAGAGAUGCUGGACAUGAUAAUUAUAGUUGAUGUUUUAGCUACAACAUUAAUGACACCUCCAUGGAGCAUUGGUGGAACAAAGUUUCAGGAAGGACUUGGUCAAGUUUAGAAUGUUUGGUUAAGUAAAGAGCUAAUGGGUAACAUGAGUCCAGAGUAGAUUUUCAUGACGUGAUACGUGUUCUGUCUGUAACCAAGUUCUAAUUUAGUUGAUUACUGCUCUAAUGGUUUAUGUGUUAGCUCCCCUGGUGUAAGAUGGGAUGGGCACUGGCAAUGAAUAGUGUUGCACGUUUCAACCUUGUAUCUGUACAUAGGUUUGUAAGCAUUAGAAUGUUUCUAUUCCACAGUGUAUUGUCUCCCCUUGGUAAAGAUGUAUGCUUGUAGGUGGCGCUCUAACAAUAUGAUUAUUGGUGAAGGAUUAUCACUGUUUAAGAUUGAUGUGUGUAUAUACUGAGGCCUUUUGCUUCAUGUCGGAACACUAAACUUUGUUGCUUGCUAGACCUUAAAGGGAUGUGGAUGUGCUCCCCUACUGGCCAAAGUUACAUGUACAGGUACCUAUAGAGACAACCUUGCAUUUGGAUUGGUCCCGGUUCAGUGGAGCGUAACUUUCCCUCCAUGAAAGUUGGUGUAGCUUUUGCUUGGAAUAUCUACAAAUUAUAGAGGAAUAUGUUUGUUCUGUUAUUUAAAGUAAGAUCUGUAGUUAUUGAGUGACAGUACCACUAACGUUCCCAGUGUUGGAUGCUUUGUUCAGAUAACCGCCAUGCUUCCUGAUGGUUAUUAUCAUGGUAGAAUUUCUCGUCAGUAAAGGACAACUCCAAGAAACAAACACUUGUCUAACCAAGUAACACGCCCAGACAGGGUCAUAUACCCAGGAAGGGUAGCUCGCCAGACAGGGUCAUAUACCCAGGAAGGGUAGCUCGCCAGACAGGGUCAUAUACCCAGGAAGGGUAGCUCACCAGACAGGGUUAUAUACCCAGGAUGGGUAGCUCGCCAGACAGGGUCAUAUACCCAGGAAGGGUAGCUCGCCAGACAGGGUCAUAUACCCAGGAAGGGUAGCUCGCCAGACAGGGUCAUAUACCCAGGAAGGGUAGCUCGCCAGACAGGGUCAUAUACCCAGGAAGGGUAGCUCACCAGACAGGGUAAUAUACCCAGGAAGGGUAGCUCGCCAGACAGGGUCAUAUACCCAGGAAGGGUAGCUCACCAGACAGGGUAAUAUACCCAGACAGGGUCAUAUACCCAGGAUGGGUAGCUCGCCAGACAGGGUCAUAUACCCAGUAAGGGUAGCUCGCCAGACAGGGUCAUAUACCCAGGAAGGGUAGCUCACCAGACAGGGUCAUAUACCCAAGAAGGGUAGCUCGCCAGACAGGGUCAUAUCCCCAGACAGGGUCCACUCGUCACAAAGUGUGAUACCCAGACAGGGUCCACUUGACACAAAGGGUCAUACCCAGAGAGAGCCCACUCGUCACAAAGUGUGAUACCCAGACAGGGUCCACUCGUCACAAAGGGUCAUACCCAGACAGAGCCCACUCGUCACAAAGUGUGAUACCCAGACAGGGUCCACUCAUCACAAAGGGUCAUACCCAGACAGAGCCCACUCGUCACAAAGUGUGAUACCCAGACAGGGUCCACUCAUCACAAAGGGUCAUACCCAGACAGAGCCCACUCGUCACAAAGGGUCAUACCCAGACAGAGCCCACUCGUCACAAAGGGUCACACCCACUGAGGGUAGCUUAUCAGACAGGUUCAUACCCAGGCAGGUCCACUUGUUAUGCGGGGUUAUACCCAGACAUGGUCCACUCAUCACACAGGGUCAUACCCCAGACAGGGAAGCCCAUCACAAAGUGUAGAAACACUCGAUCAUCGAAUGUACCCCAGACAGGGAUAUCCGUCAUUAUCCAGAGGUACUCAUCGUUGACAGACAUACCCUGUGCAACUUGAUGUGUAUGAAUUAUGGGUUGGACAAUUGGCUGGAUAGGAGUAUAUGUAUAUGUAGUCUGCCUGACUCGAAGAUUCUCAGUCAUCCAGUUAAAUCUCAGGAACGUUUAUUCAGGGAAAAUCAAAUACACAUGCAUAUCAAAAAUCUUCAGAUUAUUCAUGCUUUCUGUUUUCCCCUGUGUGUUUUAUGUACUGCUAUGACAGUGGGGGUUGAGUUUGGAACCACCUAAAACACAGAUGUCAAUACAUCACAAUUCAUUAUAUUAACUGUGUGGUUAUGGCUGUGAUAACUCCGUGAUGUUUAGUGUUUUGUUGUUAUCUAUAGUACUAACCUAUAUGUUUGAAUGUGUGUUUUGAAUAUUGAUAAUAGUAACUGUAUGAAUGUUGUUAUUGGGAUACAUUCUAAGUAAACUGUGUGUUGUUGCUAGGGUAUAAUCUUAGUAAACUGUACGAGUGUUGUUGCUAGGGUAUAAUCUUAGUAAACUGUGCAAGUGUUGUUGCUAGGGUAUAAUCUUAGUAAACUGUGUGUGUUGUUGCUAGGGUAUAAUCUUAGUAAACUGUGCGAGUGUUGUUGCUAGGGUAUAAUCUCAGUAAACUGUGCGAGUGUUGUUGCUAGGGUAUAAUCUUAGUAAACUGUGCGAGUGUUGUUGCUAGGGUAUAAUCUCAGUAAACUGUGCGAGUGUUGUUGCUAGGGUAUAAUCUUAGUAAACUGUGCGAGUGUUGUUGCUAGGGUAUAAUCUUAGUAAACUGUGCGAGUGUUGUUGCUAGGGUAUAAUCCUAGUAAACUGUGCGAGUGUUGUUGCUAGGGUAUAAUCUUAGUAAACUGUGCGAGUGUUGUUGCUAGGGUAUAAUCUUAGUAAACUGUGCGAGUGUUGUUGCUAGGGUAUAAUCUUAGUAAACUGUGCGAGUGUUGUUGCUAGGGUAUAAUCUUAGUAAACUGUGCGAGUGUUGUUGCUAGGGUAUAAUCUUAGUAAACUGUGCGAGUGUUGUUGCUAGGGUAUAAUCUUAGUAAACUGUGCGAGUGUUGUUGCUAGGGUAUAAUCUUAGUAAACUGUGUGAGUGUUGUUGCUAGGGUAUAAUCUUAGUAAACUGUGCGAGUGUUGUUGCUAGGAUUUAUUCUUGGGCAAAAGAAGAUGUAUUUGAUGAAUUUAAAAAAACUCAGUUUACGAAUUCAAAGAUAUCAUCAGUUGUUGAUGUAGGUGACGAGGUGACAGUCCUUAGUUUUGUUUAAUGAAGGUGACAAGCUGACAGUCCUUAGUUACGGUUGAAGAAGGUGACAAGCUGACAGUCCUUAGUUUUGUUGAUGUAGGUGACAAGCUGACAGUCCUUAGUUUUGCUGAUGAAGGUGACAAGCUGACAGUCCUUAGUUUUGUUGAUGAAGGUGACAAGCUGACAGUCCUUAGUUUUGUUGAUGAAGGUGACAAGCUGACAGUCCUUAGUUACGGUUGAUGAAGGUGACAAGCUGACAGUCCUUAGUUGUGUUGAUGAAGGUGAUGAGUAACAGUCCUUAGUUACGGUUGAUGUAGGUGAUGAACAAGUCCUUAGUUAUUGUUAUGAAGUUACUGUGGUAACAGUCCUUAGUUACGGUUGAUGUAGGUGAUGAACAAGUCCUUAGUUACGGUUGAUGUAGGUGAUGAACAAGUCCUUAGUUACGUUUGUUGAUUCAGAUGACGAGGUAACAGUCAUUUGGUAAUUGGUUUAUGUUAACUUGUGCUGAAGAUUAUGUGUUGCAGCGUGUAAUGACAUUGGGGCUAGACUACUCUGAUCAAGCUUUAGAAGCAUCUACGAUAAUUGAAUAUUUUUCAUUAUGUAGUAAAUAUUCAAAUAUUUGAAAUGAAUAAUUGUGACGUGUUUGUUGCUCCCUAAGAUAAUGAUUGUUAUUGUUAAGCCUACAUUUCAAAAUCAUUAGUUUCUUGAUAAUUCUGAAGCCUAAUUUACACGAUAUUAUGCUAAAGGGGUUCAAAUCAGUCAUUCAAUAUUACACAAAUUCUAUUGUUGAAUGUCAACACAAACCUAUGAACAAAUUUUUGUAUUUGUCAAAGUUUUCUGUAAAGGUUGAGAUAAAAACAUGUUUCUUUAGAACUGAAUAUAAUUAUGUAAUAAAAUAUGGUGUUAUCAGCAUAAUUUCUAUUCUUUGUAGCUAACAGAACUUGUCAUUGAUGAAUAGGUCUGAGGUUGACCGUAGAAGGGCUAAUAAAAGAAAUAAAAGUUUGAGUUUUUGUUGUUGAUAUGGACCAGCCAUUUAUUGUAUUAUUGAUGUUCUAAGUGCUUGAGACCUUGAGUUAAUUUCCAUAGUGGAGAUAUAUAUAUACAUUUUAAGUGCUACUUUAUUGAUCAUACUUCUCAGCAUGAAUAGCAAUCAAGGUUUAUUGUCAAACCGAAGUACAGUCAGCCUUCAUCCAGAUUUUUUCUUUGAUACUUGAAUGAACAGUUGUAAUGUUUGUAGUUGUAGUGAUCAUUCUGUACAUGAAGUAGGACAUUUCUACAUUCUGUUGUACCUGGCAGUGCUGUCUGUUUAUGUUGUCACAUGUUUAGGACCACUUACUAUUCCAGUAUAAGAACCAUAUCAAAUUCAACACAAAUCUGUGUUUAAAGAAACAUUGAAUAUUUUCUAACGUGAUGUAAUUGUAAUGUGCUUUAUAUUUCUACAUCAGUUUGUUUGUGUCUGUACCGGUUUGUAAAUGUAUGCUGUGGCGACCAGUGAAUAUAUUGGUACAUUUGAAACUACAUCUAUAUUACAUAUAUUUACAUAAUGUUUUUUCCAUCUAUGAAAAUAAAACGAUAACAAAAGGACAGAUAACCAACUUGGAAAGUUUAAGGAUUAUUCCCCUUUAAGGAACCAAUUAAAAUAAGGUUAAUAUCACGUGCCUCAUGAUAUCUUAGGGAAAGAAAUUGUUGUUGUAGAGUAACUGGAUCAUAUGUUCCUAAACUAACAGAUUACUACCAGUAGAAUCAUACAGACUUUUAAAAGUGAGUGUAGCCUUUAUUGAUUCAGCAAUGCUGUGUGAACACUUGGAAUAUAGGCAUGAUAUGGUGUUCUGGUUUGGAGAUAGUUGUAAGGACAAAAUAAUGACAACUUCUUCUUCACAGCUGCAAUGACCCUGUUCAGUUAUACUCUCAUAACAUCGAUGCUGUAGAUGGAAUAUGUUUUAUGUGUGCUUCUGUGUAAAUAAUUUGUGUGCCAUUAUUUUUAUUUGUCUAGGGUUAUUGUUCUCAUUGUAUUUGUGUGUGAAAAAAAGGGUGUGAUAAAGUGUGUGGCUAUGUGUAUGGUUAGUUUUGGCUGUGGCUGGGCGUGACUGUGGCUAUGUGUGUGGUUAGUUUUGGCUGUGGCUGGGCGUGACUGUGGCUAUGUGUGUGGUUAGUUUUGGCUGUGGCUGGGUGUGUGGUUAGUUUUGGCUGUGGCUUGGUGUGACUAGAUGUGAGACUUGAUGUGGCUAGGAUUAUAGUUGGUUGUGGUUGUUGCUGUGUGUGACUGUUCAGUGUGCGACUUGAUGCCGUGGUGUGACUGAAGGUUUACAUGGUGUGACUCUUGAUGUGAAAGGUGAGAUAGUUCAUUUCACUGAUGCCAUUGAUUCUGAUAUUACGUUAUGUAUAUAUAUGAAAUGUUUUUUGACACUUGUCAGCACCUUGAGUUAACCCCUAGAUGACAUAUAUAUUUUUGUGAACAUUGGAGAAUACGAGUUCUCGAUAAGGUGUAGGAAUCACUUUGCGGACACCCUGUACGUUUCUCCUGAAAUAAGGUUAAGGAUUUUUGUGAUUUACAAAUGAGAGAAUCAACUACUGAAGUGUGUUGAAUUGUUCUAUAUCUGGAGUGCAUGGCUACUACAUUACAUUUUAUAGUCUGUAAUAAUUGUUUAUAUUUGCUGUUGUUUAUGGUGCUCUCCUACCUUUCUCUGGGUCUGAUAGAAGUCAGUUGAUGAUAACUGACCACUAUUUAUGACCUGCGUUUUAUUAACCUUUAUUCAAUAUAACAAAUCUAUGCAUUCCCUACAUGGCAUCGGUAAGAUAGCACUGUAGAUGUUUGUACCAUGGCGAUUUUGCUGCUAUCUUCAUUACCAAAGAAAACUUGUGGGAAUAGAAAUAAGUCAAUGUAUUUUCUGGAAAGUUUGACUGAAGUGUUUAAAAAUGUGUAUCAAACACAUCUGAUCAUUACGUAUAGCAAAAAGCUGUUAGUGAAAGAAUUAUCACAGAUGAAAGUCUCUUUUUGACUUUUUUUUUUUCUAAACUUAAUUACAAUGUAAUUACAGUAGGAAAAAUAAAAUUUGAUUUUAUUAAAAUUAAAUGAUAUUUCAUUGAACUUAAGCCUGUCUUAAGCAUUUAAAAGUAGAAGUCUGGGCCAUAUAUUUCGAUAGGGUAAUCACAUGCUAAUUAAAAAGCCAAGUUUUGUGUUUACAUGUUCCACAAUUCAUGUUUUCUGAUAAGCGGUCACUUUUAUUCUUUUAAAUGUUUGAUAUUAUCCAAUUGUUCAGAACUUUUGAGGAUCUUUACUUAGUAGGGUACUGAAAUACACUAGCUCAAUUUAGGUAUGCCUUAUCUCUACUGCUGUCCCUAGCUGCAUAUAUCUAUCUCACUAUAUUUUGAUUUGAAGAUACUAUACCUGAAGCUUUUCAUACUGAUCCAGUCUAUAUACUAUUUCUCUGGUUUUUCUUAUUUCCAUGAUAACAGUGAAAUUACUGAUAAGAUUAACUAAGUUAUUCUCCUGUAGAUGUGAAUAAGUGAUGUUUUAUUAACCCAUAAAUGUAUAUCUAUAGUGGAAAUGAAGUAUCUAAGAUGAUUUUUAAUCAUAGCUAAAAAACAAACUAAUGUGUAAAGAAGAUCCCCACGUAGAUUGCUGUAAAAUCAGGUUAUAGACAAUAAAGGGGUGAAAUAA
Molecule: messenger RNA, 7992 nt
Organism: Ylistrum balloti
Lineage: Eukaryota; Metazoa; Mollusca; Bivalvia; Pectinida; Pectinidae
Exons: 4
Coding region: 90-1190 (366 amino acids)
Biological process (GO): protein homooligomerization
Molecular function (GO): protein binding
Source: RefSeq, a predicted model, not a curated record